GCAGUUUUCUUUUAGUCUGCUGCUUCAAAAUGACCACAGUUGAAUCAAAACCUCUCUGAAACCUUCAUGACGGAUUUAUUGCUGGGCAGUUUUAGGUGAAGGCUAUCUUGGUAACUGGGUGUGUCUCUUCAUCAAGAGGUGCUUGUUGUGGCUCUGAUGAGAAGACCUACGUCGUGGGAGGCUGGGCCUGGGCUUGGUGUCUCAUCUCAGACACCCAAAGGAUAACCCUGGAGAUCAUGACUCUGCAGCCCCGAUGUGAGGAUGUGGAGACAGCAGAGGGGGUAGCCAUCACUGUCACAGGGGUGGCUCAGGUGAAAGUCAUGACAGAGCAGGACUUGCUGGCUGUGGCCUGUGAGCAGUUCCUGGGUAAAUCAGUCAUGGAAAUCAAAGCUGUAGUUCUGCAGACUUUGGAGGGACAUCUGCGCUCCAUUCUAGGUACCUUGACUGUAGAGCAGAUCUAUCAGGAUAGGGACCAGUUUGCCAAACUGGUGAGGGAGGUAGCAGCUCCCGACGUGGGCAGAAUGGGCAUCGAGAUACUCAGCUUUACCAUAAAGGAUGUUUAUGACAAACUCGAUUAUCUGAGUUCCCUCGGGAAGACCCAGACUGCAGCUGUCCAGAGGGAUGCAGACAUCGGCGUGGCUGAGGCAGAGAGGGAUGCUGGGAUACGGGAAGCAGAAUGUAAGAAAGAGAUGAUGGACGUCAAAUUCCAGGCUGACACUAAGAUGGCUGACUCCAAACGAGAACUGGAGCUGCAGAAAGCUUCUUUCAACCAGGAAGUCAACACUAAGAAAGCAGAGGCCCAGCUGGCGUAUGAGCUGCAGGCCGCCAAGGAGCAGCAAAAGAUCCGUCUGGAGGAGAUUGAGAUCGAGGUGGUGCAGAGGAAGAAAGAGAUCACCAUUGAGGAGAAGGAGAUUGACCGGACAGACAAGGAGCUCAUUGCCACUGUCAAGAGGCCCGCUGAGGCCGAGGCCUACAAAAUGCAACAGCUGGCUGAGGGGCAUAAGGUGAGGACGGUGCUGAUUGCCCAGGCUGAGGCAGAGAAGAUCAGGAAGAUUGGUGAGGCGGAGGCUUGCUCCAUCGAAGCAGUGGGCAGGGCGGAGGCUGAGAAGAUGAGACUGAAGGCUGAGGCCUACCAGCAGUACGGAGAGGCAGCCAAGACUGCCCUGGUCCUCGAAGCUCUGCCUAAGAUUGCUUCCAAGGUUGCGGCGCCCUUAGCCAAGACCAAUGAGAUAGUCAUCCUCAGUGGGCAGGGCAGCCGCGUGACCGGCGAGGUGAACCGCCUUUUGGCUGAACUUCCUGUGUCAGUCAAUGCUCUUGCUGGACUGGAUUUGUCAAAGAUGCCGUUGCUACAGGGUUUGACCAGUACUCACGCCUGAAAGCCGACGACUUCACAUGACUUGUUGUUGUAUGCACUCUGACAGACUGCCUUUAAUACACUUGAAGAAUUUUGUUGUUUUAUACGUAUCUACUGUAUACAAGUGAAUUUUGGAAACCUCUGGUGCCUUACUUUAUACAGGACCAGAAUAUCUGCAUGCACUGCUGCUCAUUCAGAGAUUUUUUUUAUUUAGUUUUAACAUGGGAACAUUUUGUGUUGUGUUUUGUUUUGUUUGAAUCGUAUAUUGGCCCAUUUGUAUGAAAUGUCAUUGAAAAGGAGAGCCGAUAGUCGACUGGUGUGAUGUUAACUCCUAUUUUUUGAUAUUUAUACAUUUAGGUCCUGCUUUUUCAAACAACAAGGCUCUCACUUUUUAUAUUCCAUAUGUUGCAGGCCUUUUGUUGAUUUAUGUCUUUCUAUAUUGUUAGACACGUCUGCAUAACCUAGAUCAUCUAAAUUUACUGUAGAACGUUCUUUGUAAAUCACAUGUUGUAAUUUAUAACUACCAAAUGUUAUUCAGGUUAAUUUAUGUCUCAGUGAUUGAGUUUUACGCUGUAACAGGUGCUCACAAUGUCAAAAUAAGCCCCUUUGAUUGUGUAAAUAUUGUCUGUUCCUCUAAAAGAAGUUUCACUCUCCACAAACUGUUGACAACAGGCAUGAGAUAUAUGCUUUUUAUUUAUAUGCUGGCAGGAAAACAGGAAGCAAAUUCUGAUCGUGUACUGAUAUGGUUAGCUUGUGAUGUGGUCCUUUUUUAGGAUUUAGUUUAGGGUUUUAAUGUAAGAUGUUAUUAGUUUAGAACUUGAUUAAGUUUGGAAACAAACUGUUGGUGUCACGCCAUCAAUAGAUGAAAAGACUAAAUUGUAAUUGUUAAAACGACUGGCUUGGAGUUGUGUGAGGUGUUUUAUUGUGGCACACAAGGCCAAAACACAGUGAGGUCAAAUAGAUUAGAUCGUCCUUUAAUUAUUUUUUGUAGCAGAAGGAUUUGGGAUACUGCAUAGUUUAUCUGAUGUUUAAAUUUCAUACUACAAAUAUCUGUAGAUGCUAAGCCAUGUUUGACAGAGUGUCAACAAACCAAACUUUUACACUUUUCAGAGAAACACAGAACUUUCUGUUCAAUGUUUGUACAUGUCGUGCUUUGUUUGUUUUAAUAACUGUGACAUCAAAUGUAAAAUUAUCUUCUAGCAGAGUUAUUUAACUUAUCAAAGUUAAAGUUUUAAUCAUUAAUAUUGCUGUUUGUAAAUGGUCGCAAUGCUUUGUUGUUUUGGCGUCUAAUGCACCAAAUGUUAAGCUCCAGUACAGUACACACUGGGGGUGGUGGACGGGUACAAUAUAUUAUUGGACAGAAACGGUUGACCCCUCCUAUGAAAUAUGUCAUCCGCUGAGCCAGAACCUGUUUGUCAGUAGAAGACUGUUUGUCUCAUCCUCAGUUGAUUUAUGUUUGUAUCAUUCUUUGCUGAUGUUGUGACUUGACAAAAUACUGUGACCAUAUUGAUUUGUUUAGCUUUACACAUGUCCAGUGUAAAUAUGACAUGUUUGUGUUGGAUUCUUAUUUACAACACAUAACACUGUGUGUCUCAAAUGGCCAUGAGUUCCUGUAUGCUCUUGCUGCAUGUCAUCUGUCUGUACUAAUCAGUUAACUCUUAGCUAAUUGUCAUUCUAAUAAAUAAAAAUGCCAUAAUUUAUUAA
Messenger RNA from Micropterus salmoides (largemouth bass), 3058 nucleotides. It is a transcript of the gene flot2b, whose product is annotated as flotillin 2b. Bases 237 to 1376 code for a protein of 379 amino acids. Gene Ontology annotation, biological process: protein localization to plasma membrane; regulation of myoblast differentiation. The transcript has 11 exons. Lineage: Eukaryota; Metazoa; Chordata; Actinopteri; Centrarchiformes; Centrarchidae. Gene Ontology annotation, cellular component: plasma membrane. The record is from RefSeq and is a predicted model, not a curated record.